Molecule: messenger RNA, 2382 nt
Organism: Oppiella nova
Lineage: Eukaryota; Metazoa; Arthropoda; Arachnida; Sarcoptiformes; Oppiidae
Source: the annotation of a GenBank genome assembly
GCCGUAAUUUGUGUCCAAAAGUGAGCUUUAAUUUUGAAAUGUUUUGUAAACACAAAACAAAACAUUAUUUUAAUUGUCUUUAAAUUGUCAUCAUUUUGGUGAUAAUCCAGUGGUAAGUGGUGUAGACACGAGAACAGGAAGAAUAUGGGCCGACGAUCGAUAAAUACCACCAAAAGUGGUAAAUACAUGAAUCCGACGGAUCAGCACAGGAAAGAGGCCCGAAAGCGGGAACUCCGGAAGAACAAGAAGCAGCGACUGAUCGUCCGGACGGCGGUUCUUAAGGGCAAAGAUCCGUAUCAGAUAAUCGCAGACAUGGAACGACUGGAUCAGAUGGAGUACAACGUAUCCACUCCUCCGCCGCUCAACGAGAAGGUCCUCAAAGACAAGAGACGGAAGAUGAAGGAGACGUGGGAUCGGCUCUUAAGGCUAUACAACAAAGAGGAUCACCAGAGGUUUCUGGAGCUGAAGCGCAUGGAAGUGGAGUACGAGUCCAAACGCAACCAAAUGAUCAAAUUCUUUGAAUCAGUCAAAUCGGCUCAAGAGGUGACCAUCGAUGACAUACCGUUGCCAUCGGCAGCGCCAACGGAUCCUAAUAUGCCGACCGCCGGCUCAUCGAUGCCAUCCUUUCUCAGCGAUCACUCCAUUCCUCAGUCAAUACUAAAGCGACAAACCGUGUCCUCCAAGACAAUAGGCCCGCAUAGAGCACCCCCUGGAGUACCUCCCGGUCCACCGCCUGUGUUGAGUGACUUAGAAGACGAUUUGGACGACGAAGAGGACAGCGAAGGCGAUGAGAAAGAUAAGAGCAAACGGAUCCGUUUCAGUGAAGACUUACAAACGGGUGAAAAGGACGCCGACGUCAAUGAGUUUCUCAAAGAGUUGGAACAAAUGGAGAAAACAGUUCCCAACAGUGAUCAUAAUGUGUCGCAAACUAUACAAUCCAUACAAUCAUUACCGGCUGCCAUCGCAUCCCAGCCCACGCCCACCGCCGCUGCCUCAGCGCCACCCUCUCUGAACGCAGUGCCACCGCCGCCAUCGUUGCAGACAAACCUGAGGCCAUCUGGUCCGCCGCCACCGAUGAUGAUGUUUAGGCCACCGGUGCCGCCAUCGGGUUUACGACCCGGAUCUCAGCCUCAGAAUAUUCCCGGACUAAUGGUAGGCCGACCGCCAAUAUCGGGACCCCCGCCUAUGUCUGGUCCACCGCCACCCAUGGGUCCAAUGAGGCCGGGAGUGCCACCGCACCACCGUAUGAUCAACGCUCGACCAAUGAUGCAACCAAUGAGACCAAUGGGUCCGGGAUUCCCGUCCACAGCCGGCCCUCCAAUGGGCGGCAAACGGGACGAUAAGAAGACACACGUGGUGUCGGACAGGGCCACCAUCGAGGCUAAGCCGCAGCUCAGGAAUCUGAGCGCCGACGCCACCCGUUUCACACCCGUAGCCCUUCGGGUGAAACGCGAUGAUAAGGGCGUCAAGAGAUCGGUUCAUAAAUCAGGUUUUGAUGACAUGAAGAGGUACUCGAGUGUCGGCGACAGCGCCGGCGGUCUGAACGCACCGACAAAAGGCGACGCUUACGACCAGUUCAUGAAAGAGAUGGAGAAUCUGUUGUUGACGCCAAUGGCGUUUACCAUCGCCAAACACUUCCAGUUGGGCCGUCAAGAAGAUGCUCACGAGUUCUUGCGUUAUGUGGUCGACAACAUGUGGAAGUCGUGCCUCAACUCCAACGACUCGGUGCCCAACGCAUCCAAACUGGACCCUAAGAGCAAAGAGACCACUGCCAUCAACCAGAUCUUCGGCGGUUACCACAGGAGUCAAGUGACCUGUUUUGCCUGUAAGGCCAAGAGUAAUACAUACGACUAUUUCAUGGAUUUUAUGCUCGAUAUUAAGAAUGCCAAUAGUCUGGAGAAGGCAUUGGAGAAGUUCGUAACGCCUGAGAUCCUGCAGAAUGAGAACAGCUAUAAGUGCACGCGUUGUAAGAGGAAGACAGUGGCGCGCAAGCAGUUCACCAUCUAUUCGGCCCCAAAUGUGGCCACAUUUCAGUUGAAGCGUUUCGAUUAUCACCGGAUAUUUGGCGGCAAAAUUACCAAACCCGUUACAUAUCCAGAGCGACUCAAUCUCAGGCCAUACAUGUCCGACAAUAAGGGUGCGCCCAUUAUCUACAAACUGAACUCAGUUUUGGUGCAUUUGGGCGGUUCGUGUAACUCAGGGCACUAUUUCUGUUACGUCCGUAAUUCCAACAACUCGUGGUACCUGAUGGACGACUCCCGCACUGUUCAAGUUAAUCAAAACCAGGCGCUCAGCCAACAGGCAUACGUACUGUUCUACGUGCGAGUGGACACCGACUUUCAUAAGCCGGCGCCCGUUAUCGUACGUAUUGAUUGUCAUUAG